Hyaena hyaena (striped hyena) is the source of this 2609-nucleotide messenger RNA. Its product is annotated as protocadherin gamma-A5-like. Gene Ontology annotation, cellular component: plasma membrane. Gene Ontology annotation, molecular function: calcium ion binding. The coding region runs from base 36 to 2609 and encodes 857 amino acids. Gene Ontology annotation, biological process: homophilic cell-cell adhesion. NCBI's taxonomy places the organism in Eukaryota, Metazoa, Chordata, Mammalia, Carnivora, Hyaenidae. The record is from RefSeq and is a predicted model, not a curated record. The transcript has 2 exons.
AAUUAGGACUAAGAAAACUGGUCGGAGAGAAGGAAAUGGCGGAUCCACUGAGGGGUUGGGGCUGCCUAGAGCGGCUCCUGCUCUUCCUGCUACUGGAGACGUUAUGGGGAGCUGGAGCCGGGCAGAUCCGCUACUCGGUGCUGGAGGAGCUGGACAAAGGCUCCUUCGUGGGCAACAUUGCCAAGGACCUGGGGCUGGACCCCCGGGAGCUGACGGAGCAUGGAGUCCGCAUUGUCUCCAGAGGUAGGACGCAGCUCUUUUCUGUCAACCCGCGAAGCGGCAGUUUGGUCACUGCAGGCAGGAUAGACCGGGAGGAGCUCUGUGCUCAGAGCGCACGGUGCCUGGUGAGUUUUAACAUCUUGCUUGAGAAUAACAUGAAAAUUUAUGGAGUAGAAAUAGAAAUAAUAGAUAUUAAUGAUAACUUUCCACGUUUCCGGGAUGAGGAAGUAAAAGUAAAAGUUAAUGAAAAUGCAGCUACGGGAACUCGGUUAGCGCUCCCCUUCGCUCGAGAUGCAGAUGUGAGUAUGAACUCUCUCCAGAGUUAUCAGCUCAGCCCCAACAUGCACUUCUCUCUGGACCAGAAAAGUGGAACUGAUGGACAAAAAUAUCCGGAGCUGGUACUGGAACGGCCCUUGGACCGGGAGAAAGUAGCUGUCCACGACCUUCUUCUCACAGCUUUAGAUGGUGGAGACCCCAUACUCUCUAGUACUAUGUACGUACGCGUGAUGGUCCUCGAUGCAAAUGAUAAUGCGCCCCUCUUCACUCAAUCUGAGUACAGAGUGAGUGUUCCAGAGAACAUACCUGUAGGCACUCAGCUGCUUGCGCUAACUGCCACAGAUCCAGAUGAGGGAAUAAACGGAGAAUUAACAUACUCUUUUCACAAUGAAGAAGAUAAAAUUUCAGAGACUUUCCAACUUGAUUCCAACCUGGGUGAAAUCUCAACUCUGCAAUCACUGGAUUAUGAAGAAUCCAGAUUCUACCUCAUGGAAGUGGUAGCUCAGGAUGGAGGUGCUCUUCUUGCCAGCGCUAAGGUAUUGGUCACAGUACAGGAUGUGAAUGACAAUGUCCCAGAAGUGAUCCUCACAUCUCUUGCUAGUUCAGUCUCUGAAGACUGUCUUCCUGGAACUGUAAUUGCACUGUUUAGUGUACAUGAUGGUGAUUCUGGAGAGAAUGGUGAGACUGUAUGUUCUAUCCCCAGGAACUUGCCCUUUAAAUUGGAAAAGUCAGUUGAUAAUUAUUAUCACUUAUUGACAACGAAAGCCCUGGACAGAGAAGAGAUCUCAGAUUAUAAUAUCACAAUAACUGUCAUUGACAGUGGAAACCCACCCUUGUGUACAGAAAGCCACAUCUCCCUGAAUGUGGCAGACAUCAAUGACAACCCGCCCAUCUUCCCUCAGACUUCAUACUCCACCUACAUCCUGGAAAACAAUCCCAGAGGCAUCUCCAUCUUAUCUGUGACUGCGCACGACCCUGACAGUGGCAACAAUGCCAAGGUCACUUACUCUCUGGCUGAGGAUAUGUUUCAAGGAAUGUCUCUGUCCACCUAUGUCUUCAUUAACUCCAAUACAGGCAUCCUGUAUGCUCUGGGCUCUUUUGACUAUGAGCAGGUUAAAGAGCUGCAGCUGUGGGUAAUGGCUAGUGACAGUGGAGACCCUCCACUUAGUAGCAACAUGUCACUGAGCCUGUUUGUGCUGGAUCAGAAUGACAAUGCCCCCAAAAUCCUAUACCCCAGCAUUCCCACUGAUGGCUCCACUGGCGUGGAGCUGGCUCCCAGAUCAGCAGAGCCUGGCUACCUCGUGACCAAGGUGGUGGCGGUGGACAGAGACUCUGGCCAGAAUGCUUGGCUGUCCUACCGCGUGCUCAAGGUCAGCGAGCCAGGACUUUUCACCGUGGGGCUACACACGGGUGAGGUGCGCACUGCACGGGCCCUGCUGGACAGAGAUAUGCUCAAGCAGAGCUUAGUGGUGGUGGUCCAGGAUCAUGGACAGCCCCCUCUUUCAGCUACUGUCACACUCACUGUGGCUGUAGCUGACAAUAUCCCAGAUGUCCUGGCUGACCUGGACAGCCUCAAGCCCUCAUCCUAUGCUGAUGACUCCAGUCUCAUGCUGUACCUUGUGGUGGCAGUGGCUGUAGUCUCUUGUGUCUUCCUCGCCUUUGUCAUUGUGCUACUGGCGCUCAGACUGAGGCGCUGGCACUCUUCCAGUCAGCUCCAAGCUUCAGGAAGCAGGUUGGCUGGCAUGCCCACUUCACAUUUUGUGGGUGUAGAUGGGGUGGGAGCUUUCCUGCAGACCUAUUCCCAGGGGAUUUCCCUUACAGCCAACUCCCGAGACAGUCAUGUGAUCUUCCCCCAGCCCAACUAUGCGGACACACUCAUCAGCCAGGGGAGCUGUGGGAAAAGCGAGCCUCCUCUGAUAUCUGAGAAAAUAAAUGUAAAUGAAGAGCUAGGAGUUAUACAGGUGACUUUAGUAACCACUACUGCAGUUCUGCAGCCCAGACGCGGGGUGCCGCUGUUGGCUAGUACUGAGCGAAGUAUCAGCUUCUCCCGGCGCAAAGAAAUCAUUAGCCCACCGCGAAACCGCGAGAAUUGGACACUGCCUCUGGCCCUCUGA